UUAAGUUCGAUCAAAUCGGUUGAUGGUGAUCUUACUUUGUUACAUUUCUUGGAAGAAAUGAUAUCAGUAUAUUAUCCUGAGGUUGCUGGCUUUGAGAUGGAAAUCAAUCACGUAGAAGCUGCGGCAAAAAGUAUGGAAUGAAAACAUGUCUUGACACUGCCUCGUACCCAGGCGCUUUGGUUACACAGUUCGAGUUCUAAGUAAUUCGAGCACUGUGAUUCACACGUAAGCCACACAGUGGCGUAGUAAACCCUGGCGGUAUACACGUAAAACGUACAAGUUGUGACAAACCUGCAGCCGACUUGUAGAGCAGACAAAUUAUUGGAGACUUGUUCCAACAACUUGUCAACAGAAGGUGUUCGCACUGCUUGUUCCCGACUUGUUGACAAGAUGUGAACGGCUUGUAGUGACAAUUUGCUACAAGGUUGUUGAGUUCAGCAGACUUGUUACAAGUUGUUCCAACGACUUGUUAUCGUCCUGCAUUUCAACAAUUUGUCAACAAGUUGUGAGUGACAACCUUGCAGCAACUUGAUAAGUUAACAGCGUUGUUAUGACUUGUUGCAAAGAUUGCUAUAAGGCUGGUGUGAACAAGUCUUGUUGACAUUAAGUUGUGAGAUUUUUACUACUGUUCCUAGCAUGCCACGCGAGGUUGAUUAUAUCUGCAAGUAUACAAUAACAAAAAUUGUAUUUGUAAUUUGUAGUGUCUCGAGAGGAUAUACAGAAGGCGAUCAAGGAUAUGGAAACAAAUUUAUCAAAAUUGAAGCCAGAAUUAGAAAGUUGUGGAGAUUCAAAUGACCCUGAGGAUAAAUUUAAAGAAGUCAUGUCGGAAUUUUACAAUAAAGCAACAGAACAAUGUGGAAAAUUGGUGGAAAUGUUUGACAAUAUGACAAAUAAGUUUAAAGAUUUAGCAGAAUAUUACUGUUUUGAGUUGGAGAACACAGAAAUGAACACGUUUUUUUGUUCUUUGAGUUCAUUUUUACAAGAAUAUAAAACUGCCAAGAAAGAAAACAUCAAAAGAAAAGAACGUGAAAAGAAAGAAACGCAAGCAAAAGAAAGAGCU
Molecule: messenger RNA, 1060 nt
Organism: Paramuricea clavata
Lineage: Eukaryota; Metazoa; Cnidaria; Anthozoa; Malacalcyonacea; Plexauridae
Source: the annotation of a GenBank genome assembly